ACAGAUGACACAGCCAUGGCCAGGUGUGUGGUGCGGUCCCUGCUAGCCAAGGGAGAGUUUGAUCAAGUUGAUAUGGCCAGGAGAUUUGCUGAGGAGCACAAGAAGGAGCCAGAUCGGGGCUAUGGGAUGGCAGUCGUCAAAGUGUUCAAGAAACUUCUGAGCCCCAAGUGCAGUGAUGUGUUUGAGCCAGCCCGAGUGCAGUUUAAUGGGAAAGGCUCCUACGGGAACGGUGGUGCUAUGAGGGUAGCAGGCGUUUCGCUGAUUUACCCUGAGGUUCAGGAUGUGAAGAAGUUUGCGAAGCUCAGUGCUGAGUUGACUCAUGCCAACUCACUUGGCUAUAACGGAGCCAUCCUGCAGGCGCUGGCAGUGCACCUCGCCCUGCAGGGAGAGCUUAGUCGGGAAAGCUUCCUGGAGCAGCUGAUCGGCCACAUGGAGGAUGUGGAGGCAGAUGAUAAAUCUUUGGCUGAUGCGCGAGCGAUGGGUUUUGAAGAAUUACCAUUUUCAAGGCGUCUUAAGAAGAUCAAGGAAUUUUUGGAGCUUAGCACCGUUCCAAAGUCAGAUGUAUUGCUUGAGUUAGGCAAUGGCAUUGCUGCUCUGGAGUCUGUCCCCACUGCGAUUUACUCCUUCUUGCGCUCCAUGAAAUCCGACCCAGAUAUUCCCGAUCACUACAACAACCUACAGAGGGUCAUCAUCUACUGUAUCUCGCUGGGUGGAGACACAGAUACCAUAGCUACCAUGGCUGGAGCCAUUGCAGGAGCUUAUUAUGGGGAGGAGCAGGUACCCCCGUGCUGGGAGCAGAGCUGCGAAGCUUUUCAAGAGACAGAAAUGCUGGCAAAUAGCUUGCACGAACUCUACUGCCAACGACUUUGAGCCACAGAAGUGGUGUCUUGUGCCAAGGUUAAAGCAAGUGGCUACCUCUGCCUCAUUGAUCAGAUCCAUAGCAAAUGGGUCCACCUUGUCUUUAAUGAUCUGUAACCUGUCCAAGCCCAGAAUGGCACUUGCUGUCAUGUGUCGCAUGGUAGAAGUGAGACUUGUACCUUAUUUUUCUGUUACAAUUGAUCUGGAGGGUGCUUGCACAGAGAGCUUUGGACGAUGGAAUCUGUUGUCCCACCAAAGCACAGAGGCAAUAUCUGGUUUCUGAUGAGAUUUCUGCUUCUUACCAAGGCCUCUCCUCCUGUCAGUGUCUCAUUCUGUCAUACGACUUGUCCAAGCUUCAAGUGGGGUCUAAAUCCAGGAACCAGCUUCCUGUCAUCUGUUUCCAGAUUCCACAGACUUCCAUUCAGAUGUUCACAGCCUAACCUUCAGGAAGCACUUGGGUUGCGCCAUACCCAUAUUGCAAUUCUUUUGUCAUCUUUACUCUCUGCAUUACACCUGUGCCUGACUCCUUAAACUUUCCAUUGCCUUAUGCACCAGACUGCGACCUUCCGGAAUGCUGCUCUUGCUCUGGUUACUCUCUCUCCUCCCAGUGCCUAAUCUGUGCUGUGCUAUCCUUACACCCCAUUCUGCACACCUGGUGUCCAAUGCAUGUGGCAAGGUCACUAGUAAACCAGUGGGGAGAGAUGUAGUAAAACCUAGUGGUACCUUAGGCUCAAAUCUUGGUCCCAUUGAAGUCAGUGACAAAAAUCCGAUUGACUUCAGCGGGAACAGGAUGCAACUUUAAUUGCUUUCAACCUCUGCACCUGCUUGGGAUUGUCUAAAAGUGGACAGGAGGACGGUUUCAGUUGAGAAUUCACUUCUGUUAAGAAAGGGCUCAUGUACUAGGAGACCGUGCAAAUGGUAGAAGAUGUAUUAGAAAACAGUGUUCUGCAGUGGGAUGUUUAAAAAUGUGCCCAGUCAAGCAGGCAGAAAGGAAAUAAUCUGAGUCUGUAUGCAAGCUGAGUUGUGGAAAUAAUGUGUUUUGAAAUGUCUAUAGUAAUUACAGAAAACAAAGAAAUAAAAACCAUCGUGUUUGCAGGCAGCUAUCGUAUGGAAAUGGGUAUAAAUCCGAAUAUUCCAAAGAUUUUACUAAAACUGGGAAGUGAACACAUUACUAAUAGGGGGCUUAUUUCCUGCUGAUGUCAGAAGAAAGUUAUUGUGUGUACAUAUGAACAAUCUGGUUGUAAUUGGGUUAUUCCUCACCUUUCCUGUACUUUGCUUCCCUAGAGUACCAGUCUAUUGCGUGAAGCUUUAAUGGAUUUUCCGUGUAUACACAUGACUAUUUGUCCUAUAAAUAUGUGGAAUUAUGGGCCCACUGUAUUUAUAGACUGUGCUGCAGAUCUGAGAAGUAAAACAUUAUAUCUUAUAUACUUCAAGAGACUUUUCAAGGAAGACAUUUAAAAACAAAUUUUCUGUUUAAACUGAGCUUGUUUUUCUUUUGAAUGGAAAGAAGUUGUGGAGCUUGCACAGGUUAGCUGUUUAUAAAGUCUAGCUUUUCCUAAGCUAGGAUUGAAAUGUGUUUUUCUUAAAAGUAAUCCAAUCACUUAGGAUCAUUGAAGGAAAAUACAGGAACGGUGGCUAAUUAUCAAAGUAAAGGAGUUGUGUUG
Molecule: messenger RNA, 2522 nt
Organism: Emys orbicularis (European pond turtle)
Lineage: Eukaryota; Metazoa; Chordata; Testudines; Emydidae
Gene: ADPRS
Product: ADP-ribosylserine hydrolase
Exons: 5
Coding region: 16-870 (284 amino acids)
Cellular component (GO): nucleus; mitochondrion
Source: RefSeq, a predicted model, not a curated record